Messenger RNA from Alosa sapidissima (American shad), 997 nucleotides. It is a transcript of the gene atoh1b, whose product is annotated as atonal bHLH transcription factor 1b. NCBI's taxonomy places the organism in Eukaryota, Metazoa, Chordata, Actinopteri, Clupeiformes, Clupeidae. The record is from RefSeq and is a predicted model, not a curated record. Bases 191 to 997 code for a protein of 268 amino acids. The transcript has a single exon. Gene Ontology annotation, molecular function: protein dimerization activity.
CACAACUUCACUCAGGACUCAGAACAGACUAAAAGUGUGAUCAGAAGAGCUGCGAUAAAAAUUCAACAUUUCACUGGAAUUUUGAGGAUUUAUCUUGGCUUGAGAUAAGUCAUCACUGCUCUAAUUCACAGAAUUCUACAGUUUUUGUUUUGUUUUUUAGUUUGUUUUGUUUGUCUUUUCUGCACCUGCAAUGUCCUCCAAGGCAAAACAUCUUAAUUGGUCGGAGGGGAACAUUCGGGAUCGACUGGCUGAAGAACUUUCGGAUCCAUCCAGACUUGCACGCAGCGACUCUAGAAAUUGGCUAUCCCCAACCGCUCCGCUGCACACAUACACGUCCACUGCGGGAGUUGCUGUAGGCCAGUAUGGGCACGCUACUGUGGACGUCUCCCUGGAAAAUUCGACGUCUGGAAAUAAAAUGAGCGAGAAUCCUCUUGGCAUUGCCGGGGUCCUGUCUGUAGGUCAGGGAGGCAAUACCAAACCGCAAAGCGGGCCACAGAAGCACCGGCGCGUCGCGGCCAACGCCAGGGAGCGCCGGAGGAUGCACGGGCUUAACCAUGCUUUUGACAAACUUAGGAGUGUUAUACCGUCAAUGGAGAACGAGAAGAAGCUAUCCAAAUACGACACACUCCAAAUGGCACAGAUAUACAUCAAUGAACUGUCCGAGUUGUUAGACGGUGUGGUGCAGUCGGACUGUCGAGGACCGAGAGGGACCUGCAUGUCUCAAGACUGCCUGAGACGGGAGAACUCGAUUCAGGCGUUCUCACCUGACAGCCUGACGCGAACCGGCCUUGUAUACGCGAUGGAGCCAUCCCAGCCUCCCAUACACCUGAUGGGAGAUGCCCGUGACGCCGAAGACACUGUCGGGCGUUUGCUCAUACUGUCCACUUCCAAAUCGGAUUUUUCGAAGGACAAGAACGAAUGUGGAGGGUCCAACGGCAGCGAUGGUGAAUCUUCGCUCUUAAGUGAUGCCGAGGACGGUCACGGCUUGACUCACUGA